Exophiala mesophila is the source of this 1719-nucleotide messenger RNA. RefSeq lists its product as uncharacterized. The transcript has a single exon. Bases 535 to 1557 code for a protein of 340 amino acids. NCBI's taxonomy places the organism in Eukaryota, Fungi, Ascomycota, Eurotiomycetes, Chaetothyriales, Herpotrichiellaceae. The record is from RefSeq and is a predicted model, not a curated record.
CAUCACUCUUCUUAUGAGGAGAGUCUGCCCAGCUGAAUUAUGCUGUGCAGCUCAGAGGGUCUAAAACAUUCACAAUGAUGGAGAGCACAAACUUAAUCGCGUCCGUCCGCGGACGAAAAUUCGGACUAGACCGGGUCAGUAAACGUCUAUGCAAUUUCACCUCUACAGAUGUCGAGACCUUAAGGGGUGCUUUAGCUUGAUUCCAGCCUCAUUACCAGUGCAUAACACAAUGCCCAUAAUCAUUUGAUGACAUGUUGUGAACGUUGUUUCCCCUUCGAACAGCGCGCUUCCUCCGAGCUCGAGCGUGUGUUUACUCGGAAUCGAUGGAACAAUCUACACGCAACACUUGUUCGCAUAGUAUAAGUAUUCGCCUCUUACCACGAGGUAAGUCAUUCUGUUCCAAAUACAACAUCUGCAACCUCGAGCGAAAUUUCUGUCAAUAGCGACAUUCAAAAACUCUCUGCCUGGUCCCACGGCAGCCACUUGCUCCAACGAGCCCUGACGACCUUCAAGGACUUUCUGCCUAUCAUCACUAUGGGUAAAUAUGAAGAUUGUCGCAUCCUCAUUGUUGGGGCAGGCUCCAUGGGCAUAAUCAUGGGCUAUGAUCUACAAUUAGCAGGAGCCAAAGUAACAUUUCUUAUUCGCCCUCAUCGAGUCGAAGCAUUGAAGCAUCCUCAAAAAUUGUACAGCUAUGACGAUCACCAGCUCAAGGUAUACACAGGUUACAAAUACAUCACAAAUCCAGCGGAGAUGGUAGGCGCGGCCUACGACUACAUAGUUAUUACACUCGAUGGAGCUGCUUUGCGAAACGAAGUUGGCCAAAACCUGACGAAAACGAUUGGGGAGGCGGUUCGAAACACCAAGACUAAGGUCAUUCUCGGCACUGUGUUCAUCAACAUACGAUCUUGGUUUCUCGAGACAUCUGGCCUAGCAAGCGAUCAGGUGGUAAGUGGUCAGCUUAUUACACACAUCUACCCGACCAACGCUGUGACCCUGCCCGUACACCCACCCACAAACGAGAAAUUACUCGCCGAAGCAGAUCACGCUUACACUGAUUGCCUCGGUUCUGGUUUCACCGUAAGCAACAGCUCAGCAGCAGGUGCAAACGACUUUGCCGAAUUAUGGAACGCAAGCGGGGUUUCGACCUGCGAUGUGGUCUCACAGGAGCAGCUGUCACUAAAUUCGACUGCUCUCUUUCCCCUCUUGGCCGUUUGCGAGCUUCUCAACUGGCCGAACUUCCAGAAUUUCGAUAGUACCGGGGAGCUAUGGGGCCUUGCUACGGCGGCAGUGAGAGAGAUCCAAGGGCUUAGCAUGCAUGGCACAAUAGGCCAACAGGCGGCAGCAGCUACCACAGAGGCUGGCCUUGCGCAAUUAUUUGCUGGGAUUGGGAGCACAAUGCUUCCUAUGGACUGGCCAGCGUUCAACCGCUACCAUCAUGGCAAUAAGGUCAAUGCCCAGGAUCGAGAGCUUCUUCGAGUCGCCAUCGCCUGCGGAGAGGCGGAGGGCAAGUCCAUGUCUGCAGUGAAGGAACUCUUGCACCGUGUUGAGCUUGCAUGAACGCAGUCAUAUGGCCUGGAUCAUCUUGUGGGAGACGAGAAUUCGAGGUCCACAACUUCAACUUUUGUACCCUCUCACUGGCGAAGAUGAAAGAUAGUCCCCCGUAUUCUGACGAGGUUUACCUCACCGUAAAUAUAAAAUGAGACUACUUAUGAGAUGAAA